AUGGAAGUGAAGUUAAAAUCAAAAAUUAAGGCGGAGGAUUUAAUUAAUGUUGAGUGUUCCAUUCCAGAGAAAUUGGAAAGGUUUUAUAAAGUCUUGACUGGAGGUAAAGAUAUUCGUCAAAGAGAUGGUAUCAAUUGUGACAGAUUGACUAAUUCAAUGGCCUCAGACGCUAUUUUUUGUAUCAAUAGUGGAACUGUUAAACCGUCUAAACACAUAACACUUGGUUUGACUAUAAAAAGUCUUACAAAUAGUCGAAAACUUAUUAAUAUUUUAAAUAGAUUUGGACAUUGCUACAACUAUAACACCCUGGAAGAAUUUAAAACUGAAGCAAUUGUAGCAUCUGUUGAUUGUUCACAAAUAAGUUCUCCAUUAAUAUGUACAGGUGUGGCAUUCUAUAAUUUUGAUAGAUUCGUCGAUACCCUAAAUGAAAAAGAAACUUUACCCGACACUGUUGGAAUAAUAUAUCAAAAUAUUGAUAAUCGUGCCCAAGAAGAAUUGAAUGUGGAUAAUGCCAGGACCAUAAAAAAAAAAGAAGAAGAACCUUUGAUGCUAUUUCAAGUUUUAGAAAACAACGAUAUACCUGAAGACAACUCUGACAAUGAUGAAAGCAAUGAUCACAAUGAAAGUAGUGACGAUGAUGAUGAUGAUGACUUUGAAGAUGGUUUAUUUUAA
Messenger RNA from Psylliodes chrysocephalus, 672 nucleotides. The record is from the annotation of a GenBank genome assembly. NCBI's taxonomy places the organism in Eukaryota, Metazoa, Arthropoda, Insecta, Coleoptera, Chrysomelidae.